This is a messenger RNA of Dinoponera quadriceps, 1416 nucleotides long. RefSeq lists its product as uncharacterized. Lineage: Eukaryota; Metazoa; Arthropoda; Insecta; Hymenoptera; Formicidae. Bases 657 to 1379 code for a protein of 240 amino acids. The record is from RefSeq and is a predicted model, not a curated record. The transcript is spliced from 5 exons.
GGUGCGUCGAUUGUAACGUUGGAAAGGAAGGGGGCGCUUCGUGGCAGCGGCGGCUGUCUGACUUCUCUCUCCAAGUGGGAGUCUCAGAGAACCUGAGGAACGCGUCAUGGUGCCUCGGUUCGACGUUCACGAUCGACAGUCAAGCGCGGAAAGCCGUCGACGAUAGUUCGAGAGAGAGAGAGAGAGAGAGCGGACUUUCCUCCGUGAUUUCUCUCGUGGUUUAAGGUGCGCGCGUGCAAGCGUGCGUUCGUGUACUUGCAUUAAUGCUGCUGGCCGUUGGAGUGUAUCGUUUGUAACUGUGCGUGGGUGCGUACGUACGUAAGUGCGUGCGUGCGUGUGUCGGUGAGAGGGAGAGGGAGUGAGAGAGAGAGAAAGAGAGCGCGGAACCGCCGCGCUUCACGGAUGACUCCGCGUCGCGGCAGAGCCUCCCUGAGGCAUACUAUUCGAGCACCGUUGAGGAUCGCCGACAGCGUCGAUCGUGGGACGUGAGCGAGUCACGAUCGUGUCCUAAAUUCUUGAUUCGGGACAAAAGGAGAGGCAAGCAGGCAGGGAGAAGAAGGAGAGUUACGAAAGAGAGGAGAAGGGUCGCCGAAUCGGUCAGCAAUUUCGACGAAGUUGACCGUGCAUCAACCGACGAUCCGUUGUCGCUUGGCCAAAUGUUCCCAGAUGUGACCGUAAACAGGAUGACGUUGCUGAUGGUAGCCGUCGUCGGCUUGCCCAUGCUAAGGCUCGCGCUUGCCGAGAGCUUCGAUCUCCGUGGCGCCGCGUGCGGUACCAAACACUGCAGCCCUUCGGAGUUCUGCAGCCCUUACGAUAAACAUUGCAGACCUUGCUCGGAUGCUUGCGACGCCAGCCAACGUAAUUACCAGCCGGACGAGUGCAUGAAGGACUGUCAAGUUUACUUGCACGAUCUACGCUACGUCCUUCGCGCCGAUAUAAAACAAUAUAAUGAUCUCAGAGACGAAGUGGAAAGGUUGAAGACUAUGUUCACGGUCGCGACGACGUUAACCUGUCUCUCAUUAUGUGGGGUACUGUACUUGCUGGGAAGGACUUUAAUACGGUGGGAAAAGAUCAAGAACACCCUACCAAUACUAUUCAGAAAGAAUUGGGCGAAGAAGACAGCAAGUAAAAACAAAGUACAAGACGAUGUUGAAUCCAACGUUACUAAACAAAACAACAUCAAGCUGACUAUGCCAACUAUAAGCUCCACAGUGGAAAUGAGUGGAAAUAAUAACGAUACACCAGUCACCACGAGCACUACUCUCUCACGAAGGCAUCCCAGCGAGGACACUACUCUCGACUAUGCCUACGAUAACCCAGCGAUGACACCGAGCCCGGAGGCUGCACAGCUCAGAACUAAACGCGAGAGCUCGUUUUGAGAUGUAUGAUUUCAAUGGGCAUACAGUUCCGGUAAGA